CGGCGCGCUGCAUACGACGAAAUAUGUAGGGCAUACCGACAAGUCUUUUUUGCCGUGUAGCUUUUUAAAAUAUUUCUGUCAAUAGCACCGAUCAAUGCUGCGCAGUGAGUUCAAUACUUCCGCUCAGUCCGCAUAUUCAGAUUCACCUGCUGCUUGGUACCGGUACGUUGGUAUAUACAGCGCGUGCAUGGUGUUUCUGUCAUAAUGGGGAAUACUUUGAAAUGUGCAUUUGGACCAACAUUGUAUAGGAUUCAUCAUAAUUUGCCUUUGUCUGAAUUGGGCCGCAAUUAUCUACCAAAUGCUGUGGAAGAAAACACUGACAAAAUUCUGGGAAUUAUUUCUACUGUGAAAAAUGUAUUAUAUUACACAGUUCCAGUAUGGUCUGUUAUGCUUUACAGAAGAGGUUAUUUCACCAUUGCGUAUGGAACCGAUCUUAUGAAGUAUUCAUUAUGGUUUGCUUGUAUAUAUUAUGGACUAUUGUUUAUCAGAGGAUUUGGAAGAUCAAAUAAUCAAGAAUAUGUUGAUUUUCUAUCAGUCUUGGAAAAUUCUAAAGUAUCAGGUGCAGAUCCAACAAAAAAGCGGAUGUAUGAUUUCACAUUCUCACACUGGCCAGUCGAUUUCAGAUGGGAUGAAGGAGUAGAAGUCAAGAAAACACUGGUUACACCUCCAUACCACAUUACUGGUAGACUGAGAAAAAUAUCACAAAACAACAGCAUUGCUAGCCUGCUUAUUAAAGGACUUCCAUGCGAAUUUCUAUCCUAUCUCAUAUCACAUGGGUUUGGUUUAAGUAUGGUGUACCCGGGCUCUACUGCUAUCUUGAAUUCCAUCAUAAGAACAGCUUUGGAUGACGGAAGAAACAAAAUGGUAGAAAAUAGUAAAGGAAAAAGAGCAAAGCUUUUGUCAAGAGAUGGAAAUCACAUCGACACAAUGUUUGUUGAUAGAAGACAAGAGGAAGAUGAUUCACCGAGCGUCAGCACCAGAUUAGGAGAUAUCCUAGUCAUAGGAUGUGAAGGAAACGCUGGAUUUUAUGAAGUUGGAGUUAUGAUCACUCCACUCGAAGUUGGUUAUUCUGUUUUAGGAUGGAACCAUCCAGGAUUUGGUUGUAGUACUGGAUCUCCUUCACCUGCGGCUGAAAUCAAUACCAUUGAUGUUGUAAUGCAAUAUGCAAUUACUAAGUUGGGUUUUCAACCUGAGAAUAUUAUUUUAUUUGGAUGGUCCAUCGGAGCUUUUUCUGCACUUAAUGGGGCUGUUUUGUAUCCUGAAGUCAGAUCUGUAUUCCUAGAUGCAACUUUUGAUGAUAUCGUACCUCUAGCUGUCAAAGCAAUGCCACCAGCAUUUGAAAACAUUGUGAAAAAUACUAUUAGAAGUUACAUUAACCUUCAUCAUUCUGACUUACUACAAAAAUAUAAUGGACCAGUUCAUUUUGUCAGGAGACAAAUGGAUGAAGUCAUGAAUAAAGAGGGUCAAAGAGUGGUGUCUUCAAAUUGUGGGAAUGCACUUUUAUACAAGUUCCUAAAGUAUCGAUUUCCUGUGUUAUUUGGAAAAAAUGAAGAAGAUAACUAUCAAAUUAAAGCAGCACUUGAUAGCUGGUUAGACAGAGAUGAUGAUGUCAUGAGAAUGUCUCUUAUGUCCAGUUAUGAAGUGAUUGACCAAAGAUGUGAAUCUAUGUUGAGAUCCUAUGUUGAAAAACAUUCAUCAGACUAUCCAAUCAUGAUUGGUGAAGAUUUAAGUCUAGAAGCAAAACAAAGGCUUGUUUUGUACUUGGCUGCCAAGCAUAUGAGUCACUUUGAGAGUUCUCACUGUCCACCUUUGCCUGGUGCAAUGUUCAUAAAACCAUGGAAUGUGGUGGAAGACAUUAUUCAAGGAAGUUGUGACUCGAAAGAAAGUUCUGGAUGUGACAGUUCCGAUGAUUUUGAAAUCAUAAAUGGGCAGAAUAAAUUGUGAAAAAUAUGAAGCAUGAUUACAGUUUUCUCCCUACAUAGACUACAUAGGACUUCAAAUCGAUUGGAAAUACUUUAGAAAACCUGUCCCCAUUAAAUAUUAUGGCUGUGGAGGAAUUUAUCUCAUGAAGCCGUAUAAUUUUUUGUGAUUACAGCGAUCGAUAUUUAAGUUCUAUGUAAAUCAGAUAUGUCAUCAUACUGAUAAGCUCUAUAGCAGUGGUUCUCAACCUUUUUUCUUUUGUGGCCAACUAACUUAGUCAUGCAAGAGAAACACAAGACUCUUUUUUUUGC
This is a messenger RNA of Styela clava, 2231 nucleotides long. Its product is annotated as phosphatidylserine lipase ABHD16A-like. NCBI's taxonomy places the organism in Eukaryota, Metazoa, Chordata, Ascidiacea, Stolidobranchia, Styelidae. Gene Ontology annotation, molecular function: glycerophospholipase activity; monoacylglycerol lipase activity. Gene Ontology annotation, cellular component: endomembrane system. The record is from RefSeq and is a predicted model, not a curated record. Gene Ontology annotation, biological process: monoacylglycerol catabolic process; phosphatidylserine catabolic process.